This is a messenger RNA of Cydia splendana, 5515 nucleotides long. RefSeq lists its product as uncharacterized. Gene Ontology annotation, molecular function: protein binding. The coding region runs from base 525 to 1775 and encodes 416 amino acids. NCBI's taxonomy places the organism in Eukaryota, Metazoa, Arthropoda, Insecta, Lepidoptera, Tortricidae. Gene Ontology annotation, cellular component: cytoplasm. The record is from RefSeq and is a predicted model, not a curated record. The transcript is spliced from 8 exons.
GAACGCGCUUAAAGGACUUAAUAUUGAUCAGUCAUAUGAACGCACCAAUCUUAUGUCAGAUUGACAGUUACUUGUCAAAGUUUAGAACGUAUGUAUACUAUAUUUUUAUGUUAAGUAUGUACGUUUAUCUUGUGUUUAAUAAAAGACAAUAAAUAAAUACUAAUACAUAAUUAACGGUAAAUAGUGACAUUGCAUUGAUAAGCAACAUCUGAUACGUAAUGUGAAUAUCAAUUUUCAAGUGGACUGGCAGACGUGCUCCGAAUUCUGGUGCAAUUAUGAAACAGGUUUAAUAAGGAAAACAGAUUUAUAAGGAAAACAAUUUUAUAAUUUAUGAUCGGUUUAUAACAGUCGUCUUGAUGGUUGUAAGAAUAUUUUAAGAAAGUCCGUAUUAGUACCUGUAACAUAAAGGCCCCGAAAACCAAGUUUUUAUAUAUAUAAAAUUUACAACAUAUUUGAAAGGUGAGCUGAAAACAUCACUAGUUUUACCAAGGGUGAAGAAUUCGUAUUCUUCACUAACUUUAAGUAUGGCUACUAUACUGGACGUGUUUAAUGACGAUGUCUGGCGUCUCGUACUGGACUGGCUGCACACUGAUGACGUUAUAAGGUCCGAGCGAGUCAGCCGAGACUGGCAGGAUGUUAUAUACCGGUACCUUCAAUGUGUUGGAAUGAGCAUAGAAUAUGGUACUCGCCCCAAGCUCUGGUACGGGCAGAACCACAAGUUUUCUCACUCCUACCGCAUACUGAGGAUAGAGGAAGACAAUCCGGAGAUACUUAAGAAUUUACUACAGAAAUGGGGUCCGUGUGUCAAGAAAGCGGAUUGUGUACACAGAACUAUGGAGGUUCUAAGGAAGUGCUGCCCCAAUUUAAAAGAUAUUACAUUUUAUGGAGUACCCAAUGAUGUCUUAGUAAGUGGAUCAUCACAUGUCUUCAGAAAGCUGAAACGAGUACAUUUCAAAGGAUGCAAUUAUUUGACAGAUAAAAGCAUCAGGCAGUGGCUGGCCAGCUACAACAUUGAGGAGCUGUUAGUGUGGGAAGCAGAUGAAGUUACUGGAAGAUUCUUGCUAUCUUCUCACUCCACAAAAAUAAAGCGUCUGUCAUUUAAAGACUGCAGGGGCUUGUACUUCCGUUGUCUUCUCUCCGCUGUCAAAUACCUAACACAGUUAAGGAAAUUGGAACUGAUAUAUUGUCAUAAAGAGAUCUACUUUAAUGUUCAUAGAUUGUUAGACGAGAUGCCAGAUUUAGAGGAUUUGUGUUUGCGUUGGGAAAAGAGGUUGGACUUGGGAUACGAGUGGGCCGACGCAGUGGGGAGGAUGAGGCUGCGGCGGCUGGAUGUGAGCUUCAACCCUAACGUGACGGACGAGUGGCUGGCGAGGGCCUGCCGUGGCUUCGGUCAACUCAAUGAACUGCUUUUGGAACGCUGUGUGGGUUUUACCGGCCGGGGGGCAAGAACGGCGUGCAGCGCGGCGGGGCCGGCUCUGCAAGGCCUGCAGCUGGGCUCCAAUACGCAGCUAUUCAACUCCUAUAUCGAGGAUAUUGCCAAGGCUUGCCCCAACCUCGUGUGGCUUGACUUGUCAUUCUGCCACGGGAUAACGAAUGACAUAAUAGAAGAGGUGGCAAAUGCGCGUACUGUCCGCACCAAGAAGAUGCGGCUGAUAGUCGAGUGCACCUACGUCGAGGACGUUGAGGAGGGUCAAUUCCCGUGGAUGAUCGUCGAAUUUGGGGACUACUAUUCAUCUAAGACCUAUUCGUUUCCAUGUAACACCAAAAAGAAAUGACCAGCCGUAGACCUUACGGCUUCGCAGCAAGGCUUGCAAAACAGCAGUAUAUAAGCACCCUUUUGGUCGGAUUAAGUGACAAACGGUGGCGUAUCUAGGCGUGGGCGAAGUGGGCCUCGCCCAACGGCCUCGCACUUAUGGGGACCUCGCGGAAGCCAACACUUUUCUUGGGAAUACACAUUGAAAGAAAAGGGCCUCGCUGAUGCGACAUCCCCCACGGCUAGAUUAGUUCACAUUACGCCACUGGUGACAAAAAAAACUGGAACUUAUCCGACUUAAAAGGAGAAAGCUUGGUUACCUAAUUACUGAUUUAAAGAAGGAAAUUUCUGGAAUGUUCAGUAAUUAAGAGGCUCUUGGAAGAUGUAGCCAACAGGCAAAGUAGUCGGGGUAGCCGAAAUUAAUUUGUCUCGCUUAAUGUCUUAUGGCGCUAUUUAUAAACGUUCGCUAAAUGUAACAGCUGUUAUAAAUGUUUGUUGUUAGCAUUUUGACGUUUAUAUGUUAGAUAGAGACAAGAGAUGUCACGCCACUGCGAGAGAAAGAGAGAUAUUGCGAAAACAAAAGAAAGAAACAACGGAAAAUUACACUUUAAUGAUGAUGGCGGUGACAGUCCGUCCGACGUGAUUAACCCUAGAGUACCUACUUAUAAUAAUGGCAUCAGUCAUGAGACAUUUAAGAGAAAAUUUGUAGUAUUUUUGAUAUUACACCAACACCUGAAAACGUUCUACCGCGUCCCGCGUAAAAAAAAAGUUGAGCAGUUUUAAAAGUUAAGCAGCAGGUAAAAUUUGCCAGUGUUUAAAAAUUGAUGUCGAAAACUUAUUUUACAGGAUUGGUGGUAUACGUCUCAUUAUUGGGGUCUUUACUAUAGUCGCGCUUUUCCGCGUAGGGAGCAUUUUGCCGCCCAUACUCAAUAUGGUUUAUUGUUUACAAUAAUGGAUAAAUCAGUUCGUAAUAUUUUUUUAAAUAAAAUAAAUCAAAAAUUAUUAGAAAAAGUUAAGCUACUGUUACACAUGCUGAUUACUAGCACGAAAACAUGCCACUAUUGAGCAAUUGCUACUUAGUAGUAUGUGUGUCGAAACAUUUCAUCAUCAUUUUGAGUUUGCUCAAAAAUCAACGGUCGUGCGAUUUUUGGUCAUGCUACCUGCAGCGCGGGUGGAGGGGGGCGUGCUUUUAGCGCGUGUGAGCAGAUUUGCUUAUUGAGCAUGCUAGUAUCGAUCAGUCGUUUGCAAACAGGUGCGCGUGCACAAUUUUACGCAAAUCCAAAUAGCAUCCGCAAAUAGUUUUUAUAACCCGCAGCAUCUUCUACUCGCAUUUCUGUAAGCAAUUGAGCACUUGCUCCAAAGUCCUGUCUUCUAGAUAUCCAAUCACGGACCCAAAUCUUUCUUUUCUUUUUUUGCUGAGCUGAUAUAAGCUUCUGGAUGCAUUGCAUCGCCAGCAAAAGGAUGAUCUUAUUCAGCUCCAUACGGGUAGCUGUUUGAUUGUUCAUGGCUUUGUUUGAACAGGCAGAGAGCGAGAGAGCACGCUAUAAAAUGGCAUGUGUAUUGGAGUGUUUGCAUUGAGCAUGCUUAUUCAGGAGCAUACUUAAAACUAGCAUGCCUAUUGCUAGCAAAUGUAAACUGCUCAUAAGCAUGCUCGUAUUGAGCAUACUCAAUAGCACGCUUUUUAGCAUGCUAAUUUAGAGCAUGUGUAACAGUAGCUUUUUAUUAUACACUACUGCCACUACUUAUUACUACUACUUAUUAGUUUAACACUUACCCAUAAAAAAUACUUUGAGAAAUGUACCGUGUUCAAGUAAUCACAGUUUUCUCGCCACGCGUGGCGAAAUGCGAACACUCUAGGGUAGAGGAUGCCUAUAGGUAAAUAAUCGGUUGGUGUUAUUAUUAUUAGGCUACAUAAACUUGAUGUUAUUGCAUUACUGUAUAGCAGUAAAAUAGACUAUUGCAUUCAUUGAGUUAUUAUUAUUAUGGAAAAGCCAUACCAUCAAUGAAAUGAUCGCAAUCGCAACGUGUACCACGUGACCAAAGAGUCGUAAGCGCGAAAUUCAUGGCGCUUAUGCUUAAGUCGCGAGAUUCACGCUCCGCUUCUAUGGUUUGUUGUCAAAACAACAACAACUCAUGGCGCACAAAAUACUGGUUAUCUGUGCUGGUUCUAUACGUAGUAAUAAUAGUUCAAUGAUUGCAUUAGAGCCCCCAUCCGCGACCGCCGCUUAAUAUAGUAUACAUUUUCUCAAAUGAUUUUUACGCCUAAGACCCUAAGCUUUUAACAAAAACCAUUGUUUCUUUUAUGCGAGCGGUUUAGCUCCCGUAUUAGCCACGUGCCAAAGCAACAAUGUCAUUCAAAAAGCAACUGUAUCGUAAUAGUGUUAAGGUUUAAAUCUAUAUGAGGGCUCGCCUACAUUGAGGUGGUCGAUCGUCCUACAUUACCAAAACAUGUUAACUCGUAUGACCUGAAACAUAGAUUUGAACCUUAAUACUAUUACGAUACAGUUGCUUUUUAAACGACAUUGUUGCUUUGCCAACGACCGCUCACACAAAAAAAACAAUGACUUUUUUAAAUAGGGUCUUAGGCGUAAAAAUCAUUUGAGAAACUUCAUACUAUACUCGUAGGGGCCUCUGCGCCCGCGCGGCUAGAUGUUAGUGGAGUUACGAAUUUAAAUAUUGAUGUUAUUUAAAUGUUGAUGAAAUACUAAAUGUUAUUAUAAUAUUGAGCGAUGUUUAGUCAACAAUUGGACGUAGUUUACGGACUGAUAUGACAUUUAAAGACCUUUUAAGAAAAGAGCGUAACUGUCUUAAAAACCGACAACGCACUUACAACCCCUCUGGUGUUUACAACCAUUGGGCGAUCCGUCUGCUCGUUUGCCUCCUUAUAAAAAAAGGAUUUGUCAAUAUAAUUUGAACUUACUAUCAAAAAGAAAAGUUAAAUGAAAUGGCAAAUAAUAGAGAUGUAUACUUUCUGUUAAACUACGUCCAAUUAGUCAAAUAGUAACUUUGUUAACAAUAACGUACUGGAUAUAUACUAUUAUUUACCUGUUAGGUAACAUAGGUAAUACAUAAAUGUUAAAAUAAAGGAAGGAUAAAUGUUUAAAGCUGUUGAUGUAUUUUGUGACCCGUUAUUGAUAAGCUCGGAAUCACUUCGCCAUGUCAAAAAAGUUUCAGAAUUAGUCAUUAUAUGAAGUAGAAAUAGUUAUUUGUUUCACUCGGGGGCAAAGUUGUUGUUUAACCGCUCGUGCUAAUAUUGAUACCCGAGCAAGCGAAAGAUUCCAAAAUUGAACCACGAGCGUAGCGAGUGGUUCGAAAAAUGGAAUCUUGAGCGUUGCGAGGGUUUCAAAGCACGAGCGGUUAAACAAAAUUUGCCCCCGAGUGAAACACAACAUUAUUCACCACACCAACCCGAAGCAAAUAUUAAAUGUAAAGUCAAACAAAAUCAAAUCCAAAUGAAUGUUAUUAAAUAUUUAUAUUUAGUCAAAAUGUAUGAAACAGCCAAAUUUCUUUUUCGCGAUUUCGGGGUUGGUCCCAUAGUAAAAGUUGCUCAGUAUUAUAAUCCCAAAACCUCCCUAGCAGCGAGCGGGAAUGCACUUAUUUUUGGCCACACUGUAUAAUUUGCAAACAUUAAAAAUACAAGAGUAGAUAAGUGUAUCCUGCGAUAAACUCAUCGUCUAUUAGUAAUUUUGGAUGUAUUCAAUGUUAUAUUUAACGACAUAUGACUAAUCAUCAAUGUUCAUGGCCGUUCAACAAUAAAGACAA